GUUGUUUCUUGGUCGCCUUCUGUGUCAAGGUGGAACGACAUUUUGAGAAAACAGCACUGGGGGAAGAGAGAAAUAACUAUGUCUUCUUUAGGAAGGGCCAUGGGUGUCCUUAGGGCCGGGAUGCAGCUUCUUACACGUGGACCUCAGAAAAUAGUAACCCGAAAAGCUGGUGGUGGACCACACAUAGAGGCCCAGUACAGGCAAUUCCCACAACUCACCAAGAGCCAGACAUUCCAAGCUGAGCUCCUCAGCAGUGCCAUGUGGUUCUGGAUCCUGUGGCACUGCUGGCAUGACCCAGAUGCAGUGAUGGGUCACUUCCCAUGGCCUGAUGCAUCCGAAUGGACAGAUGAGGAACUGGGGAUCCCAGCUGACGAUGAGGAAUGAGGUGCCCUCUACCCCCAGACCUUGUGUGUGUGCCCAGUCGCUACCCGAGUCUACCUGGUGGUCACAACGGUGUCCCGAGAGGCUUUGUUGUACAUAGACCAAGAAAUAAAAUUCAAUUUAUUCUGAAACAUA
Molecule: messenger RNA, 516 nt
Organism: Oncorhynchus tshawytscha (Chinook salmon)
Lineage: Eukaryota; Metazoa; Chordata; Actinopteri; Salmoniformes; Salmonidae
Product: NADH dehydrogenase [ubiquinone] 1 beta subcomplex subunit 2, mitochondrial
Exons: 4
Coding region: 79-384 (101 amino acids)
Cellular component (GO): mitochondrial inner membrane
Source: RefSeq, a predicted model, not a curated record